This is a messenger RNA of Triplophysa rosa, 1242 nucleotides long. It is a transcript of the gene mblac1, whose product is annotated as metallo-beta-lactamase domain containing 1. The transcript is spliced from 2 exons. NCBI's taxonomy places the organism in Eukaryota, Metazoa, Chordata, Actinopteri, Cypriniformes, Nemacheilidae. The coding region runs from base 114 to 758 and encodes 214 amino acids. The record is from RefSeq and is a predicted model, not a curated record.
CCACGGUGACUUUCCGUACGAGAGUACGAGAAACCGAAACCGUAAAUGUAGCGUUUAAGUGUGCUUUAUUUCUGUUAAACACAAAUUAAACCAACCAUAUAACGUUAAUUCAAAUGGACAAGCAUCGCUCAAUAAGAAAAAGUGAAUCAGACAUCGUUUCCGACAUUACAGGGCAACCUUAUGGCGUCUCUGUUUUGAAAGAGGGCUACUGCACAGCUGAAGCAGACGGCACGUUUAGAGCUGACGGUACUAUUACUUUAAUAACCGGGCCUCAGACUAUUCUAGUAGACACCGGGGGUCCGUGGGACCGAGAAUUUCUUGUCGCAAAACUUAAGGAGAAGGGGCUGACACCAGACUCGGUGGCGGUAGUUGUCGGGACUCAUGGUCACUCUGACCACGUGGGAAACUUGGGGUUGUUUCAAGACGCCAAAAUAAUCGUGGGAUGUGAUAUAAGCGUGGGCGAUCGAUAUCUGCCGAAUCAAUUAGCCGAUGGACAACCAUAUCCUAUUGAUGAUCAUGUGUCAGUCAUCUCCACCCCUGGCCACACAGGCAGAGAUGUCAGUGUUUUGGUAAAGGGCACAUCUCAAGGUACGGUCCUGGUUGCUGGGGACUUGUUUGAACGUUGUCAUGAUGAAGAUUCCUGGAAGGAGUUGAGCGAGAAUCCUCGGAUACAAGAGGCCAACCGACAGACAGCGUUGGAGACAGCUGAUGUCAUCAUUCCUGGACAUGGGCCAUUGUUUAGGGUGCACAGACAAUAGCGGUAUUAGUUAAGGAAAUAAAGAUCAAAUAAAGCUUUGAUGAAACCGUGGCCUAGAAAAAUUUAUGAAUUUAUUUCACCAGUGACGCAGAAACGUUACAGAACUUUGGUCUGCUUGUUAACGAAUUCCGUUCACGUUUCAAAUAUAUGUCUAAAAUGAUGAUGGUUCCUUUUAAGAUAAAGGAAAGUUUGUCACAUGCUUAACUGAAAUAAGAAAUGUUUAGUCUUUUUCAAGAUUACUUACAAAACAUUAUAAAUGUCCCUUCACUUCAUUUGUCACUUUAUUAGUAAAUCAUCUAUAACAUAUAAGCAUGUUCUUAGUGGUUUUAAAUUUUAAAUAUAUCUUUUGAUAAAAUAUGUCUAUAAAUGAAUAUAAUAAAUACUUCAGUUCAGUAAAAAAUAUGGCUGGUGUGUUGUACUACAUUAUUAAAUGGGUAAGUUAACAGACUAAUAUGCAAACUUGUCCUGUGGUGUGAUGGCAAAAU